This is a messenger RNA of Balaenoptera acutorostrata (minke whale), 6639 nucleotides long. It is a transcript of the gene TANC1, whose product is annotated as tetratricopeptide repeat, ankyrin repeat and coiled-coil containing 1. Bases 272 to 5869 code for a protein of 1865 amino acids. The transcript is spliced from 27 exons. Gene Ontology annotation, cellular component: glutamatergic synapse. Gene Ontology annotation, biological process: regulation of postsynapse organization. The record is from RefSeq and is a predicted model, not a curated record. Gene Ontology annotation, molecular function: protein binding. Lineage: Eukaryota; Metazoa; Chordata; Mammalia; Artiodactyla; Balaenopteridae.
CCGGAGCGCAGCCUUAGCUGUGGCAGCUGCGGGAGCAGCGGCCGCCUUGGGAGCUGGCGGAGAGGCAGCCGCGGAGCGCAGAGCUGGCCGCGCCCCGAGGCCCGGCCCUAGCGGUGGGGAACCGCACCGAGGAGCUGGAAACUUUCCCGUUCUCUUCCCAGCUGUCUGUGGUCACAGAGGAACUUUCUGGGUGCCCCCCGAGUAAGACAGCGUCUCUCUGUUGCCAGCAAGUAGAGUUUGGGGUGAAGCGAGAAGCGAAAGAGUGUUGAAAAUGUUAAAGGCUGUGCUGAAGAAGAGCCGAGAGGGAGGAAAGGGAAGCAAGAAGGAAACAGGAGGUGACUUUGGUCUGGAGACUUCCCCUUCAGUCCUGCCCCCUGGCCAUGGUGGCGAGUUUUCUGUGAGCAGCCUUCCGGUGGCAGAGGACGCCUACAGGGUGAGCUUGGCCAAAGGUGUCUCCAUGUCUCUGCCUUCGUCACCUCUGCUGCCUCGACAGUCUCACUCUGUGCCGUCAAGAUCAACCAAAAAGUCCCCAGGUCCCGUCAGGAAGCCCAAGUAUGUGGAAAGCCCCAGAGUGCCUGGAGAUACAGUCAUAAUCCCGUUCCGAGACGUGCCCAAGCCAACAGAGCCCAGUGAAAAUGAAGCAAAGGCCGAUAAUGAACCGAGCUGUUCGCCAGCAGCUCAAGAACUGUUGACAAGGCUGGGAUUUUUACUGGGAGAAGGGAUCCCAAGUUCCACACACAUCACCAUUGAAGAAAAAAACGAAACCAUGUGCACAGCUCUGAGCCAAGGCAUCAGCCCUUGCUCCACACUUACAAGCAGUACCGCGUCUCCUAGCACCGAUAGCCCCUGCUCAACCUUGAAUAGCUGUGUCAGCAAGACGGCAGCCAACAAAAGUCCCUGUGAGACCAUUAGCAGCCCUAGUUCCACCCUGGAAAGCAAGGACAGUGGAAUUAUAGCCACAAUUACAAGUUCAUCCGAAAAUGAUGACCGGAGUGGCUCCAGUUUGGAAUGGAAUAAGGACGGAAGCCUAAGGUUAGGGGUACAGAAGGGAGUGCUUCAUGACCGCAGGGCAGAUAAUUGCUCCCCAGUGGCAGAAGAGGAGCCCCCUGGGCCAGCGGAGAGUGUGCUGCCCAAAGCCGAAGCCUCAGUUGGAGAUGGUCCGGUCCCUUAUUCUCAGAGCUCCAGCUCGCUAAUAAUGCCACGGCCCAACUCAGUUGCAGCGACGAGCUCAACCAAAUUGGAAGAUCUGAGUUAUUUAGACGGACAGAGAAAUGCUCCCCUUCGGACAUCAAUUAGGUUACCAUGGCACAAUACGGCCAGAGGCAGGGCACAGGAAGUUAAAGCACGAUUUGCUCCCUACAAGCCUCAAGACAUUUUGUUGAAACCCCUGUUGUUCGAAGUACCGAGCAUAACUACAGACUCUGUGUUUGUGGGAAGGGAUUGGCUCUUUCACCAGAUAGAAGAAAACUUGAGGAACACAGAACUGACAGAAAACAGAGGAGCAGUGGUUGUUGGAAACGUGGGCUUUGGGAAGACGGCGAUCAUUUCUAAGUUGGUGGCACUGAGCUGCCACGGAAGCCGCAUGAGGCAGAUUGCUUCCAACAGCCCCAGUUCAUCACCGAAAACUUCAGAUUCCUCCCAGGAUCUUCCUUUCACUCCAUUGCUUUCACCAAGUUCUUCUACAAGUGGUAUCAAUGCAGCUAAAUCCCCCCCUGGGUCUGGGUCUGAUACUCCUGAGAACCAGAGACCAAGAGAGGAUGCAGUGAAAUACCUCGCUUCUAAGGUCGUGGCCUACCACUACUGCCAGGCCGACAACACCUACACGUGCCUGGUGCCCGAGUUCGUGCACAGCAUCGCCGCUCUGCUCUGCCGGUCCCAUCAGCUGGCCGCCUACCGAGACCUGCUGAUAAGGGAGCCCCAGCUCCAGAGCAUGCUGAGCCUCAGGUCGUGUGUGCAGGACCCGGUGGCCGCUUUCAAGAGGGGUGUGCUGGAACCACUCGCAAGCCUGCGAAACGAGCAGAAAAUUCCUGAAGAAGAAUACAUUAUUUUGAUAGAUGGUUUAAACGAAGCUGAGUUUCAUAAACCUGAUUAUGGAGAUACACUUUCUUCAUUUAUUAUCAAGAUUAUUUCUAAAUUCCCUGCCUGGUUGAAGUUGAUUGUGACUGUAAGAGCAAAUUUUCAGGAAAUCGUCAGCAAGCUGCCGUUCAUCAAGCUGUCCUUAGACGACUUCCCAGACAACAAGGACAUCCACAGCGACCUGCACGCCUACGUCCAGCACAGGGUCCACGGCAGCCAGGACAUCCUCGGCAACAUCUCUCUGAACGGCAAGGCCGACGCCGCCCUCAUCGGGAAAGUGAGCAGCCACCUGGUGCUGCGGAGCCUCGGCUCCUACCUGUACCUCAAGCUCACCUUGGACCUCUUCCAGAGGGGACACCUGGUCAUCAAGAGCGCCAGCUACAAGGUGGUGCCCGUGUCGCUGUCCGAGCUCUACCUGCUGCAGUGCAACAUGAAGUUCAUGACCCAGUCCGCCUUCGAGAGAGCGCUGCCCAUUUUAAACGUGGCCCUCGCAUCCCUCCACCCCAUGACAGACGAGCAGAUCUUCCAGGCGAUUAACGCCGGCCACAUCCAAGGGGAGCAGGGCUGGGAGGACUUUCAGCAGAGGAUGGAUGCCCUCUCCUGCUUCCUCAUUAAGAGGCGAGACAAAACCCGCAUGUUCUGCCACCCGUCCUUCAGGGAGUGGCUCGUGUGGAGGGCAGAUGGCGAGAACACGGCCUUCCUGUGUGAACCCAGGAACGGGCAUGCUCUCCUGGCAUUCAUGUUCUCGAGACAGGAGGGCAAGCUGAACCGCCAGCAGACCAUGGAGCUCGGCCAUCACAUCCUGAAGGCACACAUUUUCAAGGGCCUCAGCAAGAAGACUGGAAUCUCUUCAAGCCAUCUGCAAGCCCUGUGGAUUGGGUACAGCACCGAGGGGCUGUCUGCUGCCCUGGCCUCCCUCAGGAAUCUCUACACUCCCAAUGUGAAGGUGAGCCGUCUCCUAAUUUUGGGAGGGGCCAACGUGAACUACAGGACCGAAGUGUUAAAUAACGCCCCGAUCCUGUGCGUCCAGUCUCACCUCGGCCACGAGGAGGUGGUCACUCUGCUCCUGGAAUUUGGCGCCUGCCUGGACGGCACGUCGGAGAACGGCAUGACUGCCCUCUGCUACGCGGCCGCUGCCGGCCACAUGAAGCUGGUGUGUCUGCUGGCCAAGAAGGGGGCGAGGGUGGACCACUUGGAUAAGAAAGGCCAGUGCGCGCUGGUCCACAGCGCACUGAGGGGCCACGGCGACAUCCUCCGCUACCUGCUGACCUGUGAGUGGUCCGUGGGCCCACCCCAGCCAGGCGUGCUGAGGAAGAGCCAGGCCCUGCAGCAGGCACUGACAGCGGCCGCCAGCAUGGGCCACAGCUCGGUGGUCCAGUGCUUGCUGGGACUGGAAAAGGAACAUGAAAUAGACAUCAAUGGCACCGACACACUGUGGGGAGAAACAGCCCUGACGGCCGCUGCAGGACGAGGCAAGCUGGAGGUCUGCGAGCUGCUGCUGGAGCGUGGAGCCGCCGCGUCUCGGGCUAACAGGAGAGGCGUCCCUCCGUUGUUCUGCGCGGCACGCCAGGGGCAUUGGCAGAUCGUUAGGCUGCUGUUGGACCGUGGCUGUGACGUGAACCUAAGUGACAAGCAGGGCCGGACGCCCCUCAUGGUGGCUGCUUGUGAAGGGCACUUGAGCACCGUGGAAUUUCUCCUUUCGAAAGGUGCCGCCCUUUCUUCUCUGGACAAAGAGGGUCUGUCGGCAUUAAGCUGGGCUUGUCUGAAAGGGCACAGGGCUGUGGUCCAGUUCCUGGUGGAGGAAGGAGCCAAGAUCGACCAGACGGACAAGAACGGCCGCAGCCCCCUGGACCUGGCCGCCUUCUACGGCGAUGCGGAGACCGUUCUGUACCUGGUCGACAAGGGGGCCGUGAUCGAGCACGUGGACCACAGCGGCAUGCGGCCCUUGGACAGAGCCAUCGGUUGUCGAAACACAUCUGUAGUGAUUACACUGCUGAGAAAAGGAGCCAAGUUAGGAAAUGCUGCUUGGGCGAUGGCUACUUCCAAACCUGAUAUUCUGAUUAUACUUUUACAGAAAUUGAUGGAGGAAGGAAACUUGAUGUACAAAAAAGGGAAGAUGAAAGAGGCAGCCCAGAGGUACCAGUAUGCCUUAAGGAAGUUUCCUCGAGAAGGAUUCGGAGAGGACAUGAGACCGUUCAAUGAGCUAAGGGUUUCCCUCUAUCUCAAUUUGUCUCGCUGCCGAAGAAAAACAAAUGACUUCGGCAUGGCAGAAGAAUUUGCUUCCAAGGCUCUCGAGUUGAAACCAAAGUCCUAUGAAGCCUUUUACGCCAGAGCAAGAGCAAAGAGGAGCAGCAGGCAGUUCACGGCCGCUCUGGCUGACUUGCGGGAAGCCGUGAAGCUCUGUCCCACCAACCAGGAGAUCAGGAGGCUCCUGGCGCGCGUAGAAGAGGAAUGCAAGCAGCUCCAGAGGAGCCAGCAGCAGAAGCAGCAGUGCCCGCCGCCAGCGCCCCCCGCCGACUCGGACCACGAGGAGGACGCCCCGACCCCCGGCCUGAACGACCACUUUCAUCUUGAGGAGGCUGAGGAGGAGGAGACCUCUCCACAGGAAGAAUCCGUUCCCCUCGCUCCCAGGCCCCAGCCGCCCUCCUCUGCCCCCUCCCCAUACAUCCGAAACCUUCAAGAAGGGCUCCAGUCCAAAAUGAGGCCGGUAUCGCCACAGAAUCGGCCGGGGAUGAGCAAGCCCCCGAGGGAGCCGGUUGCUCAGCCGGGGUUGAGGGUGCAGCCCACCAAGCAGGCGCAGAUCGUGAAGACCAGCCAGCACCUGGGUUCUGGGCAAGCUGGCGUGAGAAAUGCUAGCUCGAAAACGCAGGUCUCUUCGCAGAAUCCUCCCCCGAGUCCCAUGCCUGGAAGACUCUCUGCCACCCCCGCUGCCGGAAGCAGAAACCAGCAUGUGGAGGGAACAGGCACCUUCACUGCGGGAGCAGCUUCUGGCCACUCGGGAGAUCGGCUGGGGCCCAGCCCCAGCGUCCAGCUGCAGCCCAGUGACGGUGACGCUGCGUAUCCUUUACCGAGUAAGAUAAAAACUGCAGAGAGGCUUCUGUCUCGCGCCACCGUGGCUGUGGACGUAGCCCCUCUGAACCCAGGCGGGCCUGUGAGCUGCAGCGACGUGCGGCACCCGGCUUCCCUCACCAGCUCAGGCUCUUCCGGUUCCCCGUCGAGCAGCAUCAAGAUGUCAAGUUCAACCAGUAGUUUGGCUUCAAGCAGCAGUUUUUCAGAGGGCUUCAAGGUCCAAGGACCAGAUGCUCGAAUAAAAGACAAGGUUGGUAGCCAGGCUCCGAGUGGCCCAGCUGAGCACAGGCCGCGCAGCACUCCGUUCAUGGGCAUCAUGGAUAAGACCGCGAGGUUCCAGCAGCAGAGCCACCCUCCCAGCCGCGCCUGGCACUGCGCGGUGCCAGAGGGGCUGCCGACGAACACGCCUUCCGCGGCUGGCGCGCAGGCGUCACACUCUGAGAAGCCCUCUCUCAAACAAGCAGGAGGAUACGGUAGCCAAGCCAAAACCCGUUCUGUGUCUACUCUGGGUGGAGGGGUCCACAACGGGGCCCAGGGGAAGGAGCUAGAAGAAAAGAAGUGCCAAAUUCCAGUCCACUGUCAAGACAGCCGGAUAACUAAGACUGUUUCUCAUGCGUGUCAGGAAAGUCUCUCUAAACAGCAGCCUCACAUCAGCAGUGAAGCCCACAGGAGUCACCUCCCUUCAGCAAAACCAAAGCGAUCAUUCAUAGAAUCAAAUGUGUGAGCCGUAAGAGAGACCCAUUUGUAGUAUUUGGAAAACAGUGUGUUGGCUCCUGGUAGUAAUUAAAUGGUUGUUUGUGAGAAAAAUUACUCUUUAGUCAUAUAUUUAUUUUUCCCUUGGGGGUGGAUCAGAUGCCAUUGAUAUAUUGAAAAUGUGGGAUUAAAUUUCUUUGAUAAAUAGAUAGAAGUCACCAGAAAUAAGAAUGCUAACCAGAAUUGAAAACUACAACUAGUUAUGCCUAUUAAGUUAAAAAUUUAAGACAGCCAAGAAGACAUUAACUCAUGCUUCUCUUUUGAAAUUGUUUGGUUUUUAUCACUUUUCUCCUAGCCUUUGCUAUGUGGUAAGAUCAUAUUAUUUUUUAGAUAAUGUAAAUGUCUAGUGAUAAGUUUAACUCAUGACAUAAUAUCCAAGUGAUGUGUUUUGGAAAAGAUGGAAUUUUCAAGUUAACAGUUCCAAUGAGUCAAAUCUUAAUUUAUAUAUAUAUGCACGUACACAUACAGUUGACCCUUGAACAACAUGGGACUUAGGGGCGCCGAUCCCCUGUAUAGUCAAAAGUGUACAGUGUAACUUUUAGUCGGCCCUAUGGAGGGUUCCACAUCCUCGUAUUCAACCAACCGUGGAUCAUGUAGUAUGUAUUGACCGGGGAAAAGAAAAUCCAUGUAUAAGUGGACCUGUACAAUUCAAACGUUUGUUGUUCAAGGGUCAGUGUGUAUGUGCGUGUGUGUGUGUGUGUAUAUAUAUAUAUAAAUAAAUUCUAGCUAAAUGUUACUAUA